AUGAUCUCACUCGCUGUUCGCUCCAUUCGUGGAGCCGUCGCCCGUCUCUCCUCAACCUCAUACCCCUACUCCCCGCUGUCGGAUGCAAACUCUCAUUCCGAGCCCGCGUCGCCUGGGGGAUCGAACCCCGUUCCGCAUCCACAGUCCUUCCUCGCGAGACUGACGGCCAUCCUCUUCUUCCUGCUACCUUCUUUCGUCCAGCGCCGACUUCGGCCCAACGACUUCAAGCACCGACGCCUAUACCCAACAUCCUGGCUGGACGGCCUGCGUGGUGUUGCCUCCUUGAUCGUCUUCUUCUGCCACUUCACAGAAAAGCAUGUUGGUUGGUAUACCGCUCGAGCAUAUGGCAUCGACGAUGAAAACGACCAUGUUGCUCCAUCACCCCUGCAACUCCCUUUCCUGCGCGUUAUCUACAGCGGCCGUCCCAUGGUUCACAUCUUCUUCGUCAUCUCGGGAUUCGUUCUUUCCCUCAAGUCGCUGAAGCAGGCAAGGAAGCAAGACUACGAUGGACUGCAUCGUACCCUCUCAAGCAGCAUUUUCCGCCGUGGCUUUCGCUUGUUCCUCCCCACUACCGCCUCGACCUUCAUGAUUAUGCUUAUGAUCCGCCUUGGAUGGACCGGAUCGCCGCUGCCGACACUGUGGGAGCAGCUGGUGGAUUGGAAGAAUGCAGUGUGGAGGAUCACCUUCAGCUGGCAGUGGGACAUUACCCAGAUCCUUCCCUACGACAUGCACCUCUGGACCAUCCCCAUCGAAUUUUCUCACUCGCUGCUGCUGUUCGUUGUUCUGACCGGCGUAAGCCGCAUGAAGACGUACUUGCGCCUCGCAUCUGUUUUCGCCAUCAUGAUUUACUGCCUGAAGUGCGGCCACUGGGCCGGCUUCGAGUUCUUGGGCGGCAUGGGUCUCGCCGAGAUCGGCCUCAUCCAAGAAGCUCGCCGCGAGCGCGCCAUGGCUGCCACCCACAACAAGGAAGCAUCGGACAUGGAGGCUUCAGUCGCUUCAGACUCGUCGUCGAGCACCAUGGCGACACGCAUCUUCAAGGCGUUCCUCGUCGGCAACCUGAUCUUCGCCCUCUUUGUCGCCGGGUGGCCGAACCAAAAGGCCGACAUCACCCCAGGAAUGUCACCACUCUGGCACAACACCAUGGAACCGUUCUUCACCAUGGGUGGCGACCUUGUCUCGUUCCCCUGGUACGCCCUUGGCGCUAUGCAGAUUGUUGCCACGUUGCAGCAAAUCAAGAUGUUGCAGAACAUAUUCGUAACGCCCCUGGCGCAAUACCUCGCCGACAUCAGCUACGCCCUCUACCUCGUACACGGACCCGUCCUAGACGUCUUUUCACACCGUUGUAUGCCCUACAUCUGGGCUUUGGUUGGCGGCAGAGACGAGGCCGGCAUGUUGGGACGACUAGUCGCAUGGGCCAUUGGAGUCGUGGCGCUGGGAGUCCCGGUCGUCUGGGGCAGCGACGUGUUUUGGCGGACAAUUGAUGUCAAGAGUGUGGAGUUGGCACGUUGGAUCGAGGGUCGCUGCGCACGAGAUGAGUAG
Messenger RNA from Colletotrichum spaethianum, 1539 nucleotides. RefSeq lists its product as uncharacterized. Gene Ontology annotation, biological process: polysaccharide biosynthetic process. Lineage: Eukaryota; Fungi; Ascomycota; Sordariomycetes; Glomerellales; Glomerellaceae. The coding region runs from base 1 to 1539 and encodes 512 amino acids. The transcript has a single exon. Gene Ontology annotation, cellular component: membrane. The record is from RefSeq and is a predicted model, not a curated record. Gene Ontology annotation, molecular function: acyltransferase activity, transferring groups other than amino-acyl groups.